UGUACAGUCAGUCAGUCAGUAAGUCAGUGAUGGCGGCGCUGUGUGUUUGUUCGGCUCGGCAGGGCGCUGCGGCUCUCCGCUCCUCCACCGGCCUCCUGGCCUUGCGGUAUGUGCAGACCGCUGCGGCUCCGGCCGUCCAGCCGCAGAUUAAGAAGUUCCAGAUUUACCGCUGGGACCCAGAUAGACCCGGAGACAAACCCCACAUGCAGACCUAUGAGGUCGACCUCAACACCUGUGGGCCGAUGGUGCUGGACGCUCUGAUUAAAAUCAAGAAUGAAAUGGACUCGACCCUCACCUUCAGACGCUCCUGCAGAGAAGGUAUCUGUGGUUCGUGUGCGAUGAACAUUAACGGUGGGAACACGCUGGCCUGUCUGAACAGAAUUGACACCAACCUCAGCAAAGCGACCAAGAUUUACCCGCUUCCACACAUGUACGUGGUAAAAGACCUGGUACCGGACAUGAGUAACUUCUAUGCGCAGUACAGAGCCAUCGAGCCCUACCUGAAGAAGAAGGAUGAGAGUAAGCAGGGGAAGGAGCAGUACCUGCAGAGCGUAGAGGACCGACAGAAACUGGACGGUCUGUACGAGUGCAUCCUGUGUGCGUGCUGCAGUACCAGCUGCCCGAGCUACUGGUGGAACGGCGACAAAUACCUGGGACCUGCCGUCCUCAUGCAGGCGUAUCGGUGGAUGAUCGACUCUCGUGAUGAGUACACAGAGGAGAGGCUGGCCAAGCUGCAGGACCCGUUCUCUCUGUACCGCUGUCACACCAUCAUGAACUGCACCAGGACCUGCCCAAAGGGCCUGAACCCGGGGAAGGCCAUAGCGGAGAUAAAGAAGAUGAUGGCCAUGUAUAAGGAGAAGAAAGCGGCCACCGCGUGAUCCGAGCUCCGCCUAAAGCCCUCCAUAGCAAGUCAAUAGCAACAGUAUCAACAUACAAUGGUUAAGAUACUCAGAGAAAUCUGACCAGCUUCCUCACACUGACCUCCAUCAGCCACUCGCACCCUGCACAGCCUCACAUCACUCCAUUUUCAGCAGACUGACCGGCGCGUCUAUAAGAGAAGUUACAGAAAGACUUUAAUUUAACUGAUACUGCAUUCCUUCUUUAUUGUCUGUUAUAUAGUCCAGGUGUAUAUACACAGGUGUGUACAGGUGUGUGUGCGCGCGUGUGUGUGGGUGUAGUGUGGUGCGGUCAGAGACGUUUGAAGUAUGUUACAUCUUAAAGUCUUCUCUUGUAUCCACAGCAGAUUUUUGUGUAAUAAAUUAAUGCAUGACAUCCA
Molecule: messenger RNA, 1276 nt
Organism: Colossoma macropomum (tambaqui)
Lineage: Eukaryota; Metazoa; Chordata; Actinopteri; Characiformes; Serrasalmidae
Gene: sdhb
Product: succinate dehydrogenase complex, subunit B, iron sulfur (Ip)
Exons: 8
Coding region: 30-878 (282 amino acids)
Biological process (GO): respiratory electron transport chain; tricarboxylic acid cycle; aerobic respiration
Cellular component (GO): mitochondrial membrane
Molecular function (GO): 2 iron, 2 sulfur cluster binding; electron transfer activity
Source: RefSeq, a predicted model, not a curated record